Ochlerotatus camptorhynchus is the source of this 2648-nucleotide messenger RNA. It is a transcript of the gene Mcm6, whose product is annotated as minichromosome maintenance 6. Lineage: Eukaryota; Metazoa; Arthropoda; Insecta; Diptera; Culicidae. Gene Ontology annotation, molecular function: single-stranded DNA binding; single-stranded 3'-5' DNA helicase activity; ATP binding. Bases 141 to 2573 code for a protein of 810 amino acids. The record is from RefSeq and is a predicted model, not a curated record. Gene Ontology annotation, biological process: double-strand break repair via break-induced replication; DNA replication initiation; mitotic DNA replication. Gene Ontology annotation, cellular component: MCM complex; nucleus. The transcript has 4 exons.
UUCGUCUUUGCUUCAUCGUGCAUCGUGAAUUUUGUGUUGUGCCUUAUUUUACAAGUUUUCCGUAAAUCAGUUGAUAAAUUGUUAAAAAUUACGUUGUCAUUCAGUUUAGUGCUGUGUGAAGGAGUUUUACAGGAGUUAUAAUGGAUGUUGCGGAUGCGCAAGUGGGACAACUUCGGGUGAAGGAUGAAGUUGGAGUGCGGUGUCAAAAAUUGUUCCAGGAUUUUUUAGAAGAAUUUAAGGAAGAUUGUGAACUAAAGUACCUGAAAGCGGUGGCCGAUUUGAUCAACCCAGAUCGCUCGACCUUGGAAGUUGGAUUCGAGGAUGUCGAAAAGUACAACCAGAAUCUUGCCACCACUAUUAUCGAAGAGUAUUACAGGAUCUUUCCAUUCCUGUGUCAAGCCGUAUCUAAUUUUGCCAAAGAUCGGACCGAGCUAAAAAAGGAAAAGGAAUGUUAUGUGUCAUUUACCGACGUUCCGACGCGUCAUAAAGUGCGAGAAUUAACAACUUCAAAGAUCGGAACUUUGAUCCGCAUUUCUGGCCAAGUUGUGCGUACACAUCCAGUUCAUCCGGAACUUAUCUCCGGUACCUUUGUUUGUUUGGAUUGUCAAACGGAAAUACGAGAUGUCGAGCAACAGUUCAAGUUUACCAAUCCGACUAUCUGUCGCAAUCCUGUUUGUGCCAAUCGACGACGUUUCAUGCUGGAAGUGGAUAAAUCUCAGUUCAUCGAUUUUCAAAAGGUUCGCAUUCAGGAAACACAAGCCGAACUACCACGAGGUUGCAUCCCUCGUUCGGUGGAAGUUAUUUUGCGUGCUGAAAUUGUUGAAACCGUUCAAGCUGGAGAUCGGUACGAUUUUACCGGCACACUGAUCGUAGUACCUGAAGUCGGUGCUCUUCAGAUGCCAGGAGCUAAGGCCGAGAUCGGUUCCCGACAUAAACACGGCGACAAUGCCGUUGAAGGCAUUCGAGGGCUUAAAGCACUUGGUGUUCGCGACUUGAACUACAAGAUGGCCUUCUUAGCAUGCUCGGUACAAGCCACUUCAUCCAGAUUCGGUGGAACCGAUUUGCCAAUGAGUGAAGUAACAGCAGAAGACAUGAAGAAACACAUGACCGACGCUGAGUGGAACAAGGUCUAUGAAAUGUCUCGCGACCCAAAACUGUAUCAGAAUUUGAUUACCAGUCUAUUCCCUUCGGUCUAUGGAAACGACGAGGUUAAGCGAGGAAUUCUACUAAUGUUGUUUGGUGGCGUUGCAAAGACCACCCAUGAAAAAACAACUCUGCGUGGGGACAUCAACUGCUGUGUCGUAGGUGACCCUAGCACAGCCAAAUCGCAGUUCUUGAAACAGGUGGCUGAUUUUUCACCCCGAGCCGUCUACACAUCCGGAAAGGCGUCAUCUGCAGCAGGUCUCACGGCAGCCGUUGUUAAGGACGAAGAAAGCUACGACUUUGUAAUCGAAGCUGGUGCUCUAAUGUUGGCCGAUAAUGGAAUCUGUUGCAUUGAUGAAUUUGACAAGAUGGAUCCACAUGACCAAGUGGCAAUUCAUGAAGCUAUGGAACAGCAGACAAUUUCGAUUGCUAAGGCAGGUGUGCGGGCAACUCUAAAUGCCAGAACCUCUAUUUUGGCAGCUGCAAAUCCCAUUGGUGGUCGAUACGAUCGUUCCAAAUCACUGCAACAGAAUAUCCAACUGACGGCUCCCAUCAUGUCCCGGUUUGAUCUGUUCUUCAUCUUGGUUGACGAAUGCAACGAGGUUGUAGACUAUGCAAUUGCUCGAAAAAUCGUUGACUUGCAUUCAAACAUCGAAGAUCGUAUCGAUCAGGUUUACACGCGGGAAGAUGUUCUGCGCUAUAUCAUGUUUGCCCGACAGUUCAAGCCGAUUAUCACAAACGAAGCGAUGGAAUUGCUGGUAGAAAACUAUGGUCAUUUGCGACAGCGUGAUACUGGUACAUCUGGUAAGAGCACAUGGCGAAUCACUGUUCGUCAGCUGGAGAGCAUGAUUCGCUUGAGUGAAGCAAUGGCUAAGCUUGAAUGUUGCGAGGAAGUUACGGUAAAGCACGUUAAAGAAUCCUAUCGUCUAUUGAACAAAUCCAUUAUCCGUGUCGAACAACCCGAUAUUCAUCUGGACGAUGAAGAAGAUGCAGAACUGGCGUUGGCAAUAGAUGCUGAGGAAGGGACUCCGCAGCAAGAUAGCCAUGAAGAAAAUGGUCAUACGGAGAACGGUCAUGAUGCUGCUUCGAAAAAAAAAUUGACUCUAUCCUUCGAUGAGUAUCGAAACCUGUCCAACAUGUUGGUCAUUCACAUGCGUGGUGAAGAGGCACGGUUUGAAAGUGAGGAGUCACAAUCAGAGGGAGUCAAGAAGUCCGAUCUGAUAAACUGGUACCUGGAGCAAGUUGGCGAGCAGAUUGAGACUGAAGAAGAACUGGUUGAACGGAAAACUUUGAUAGAAAAAGUCAUCGACCGAUUGAUUUACCAUGAUCAAGUAAUCAUUCCAUUGAAGACGGCCACUUUCGGUGAAAAAGAAACGCAAGAAGAAGAUCCUCUUCUAGUCGUACAUCCAAACUACAUAGUUGAGACGUAAGUCCUGCGGGUACUGUUUAAAUUACUAUUGGUAGAUGUUCAUGAAUGAACUUUCUUUACUGCUUUUUAAUUGUAA